Messenger RNA from Eremomyces bilateralis CBS 781.70, 1610 nucleotides. RefSeq names its product putative xylitol dehydrogenase. Gene Ontology annotation, biological process: D-sorbitol catabolic process. The record is from RefSeq and is a predicted model, not a curated record. Gene Ontology annotation, molecular function: L-iditol 2-dehydrogenase (NAD+) activity; zinc ion binding. Bases 226 to 1290 code for a protein of 354 amino acids. The transcript has 2 exons. Lineage: Eukaryota; Fungi; Ascomycota; Dothideomycetes; Eremomycetales; Eremomycetaceae.
UUCCACUCAAAUUCCCAAAUGCGGACCAGCAGAUGCAAUAUUUCCAGCAUCAAGGCCUUUAGACCAUGAUCCAUGCUUGAAGGGUUCGUCAUAUUAUAAUAAGCCAUUUCUUCAUGAGGGCACACAUUAGAGAGAAGCGAUGUUCACGACACUCGCUUCUUCUGUCUCUGUCUAUAUCUCAUCAACCUGCUUAGAGACCCGAAUCUGUUCCUCAUAACUAACAACAUGGCAAACGAUAACCCCUCCUUCGUUCUCAAAUCCAUCGGCAACUUCGCCUACGAGUCCCGCCCGGUCCCCGACCUCAAAUCCCCCACCGACGUCCUCAUCGCCGUCAAGCAAACCGGUAUCUGCGGCUCCGACGUCCACUACUGGACCCAUGGCGCCAUCGGCUCCUUCAUCGUCAAAGCCCCCAUCGUCCUCGGCCAUGAAUCCGCCGGCGUUGUCGUCCGCGUCGGCGACGGCGUCACCUCCGUGAAGCCCGGCGACCGCUGCGCCCUCGAGCCCGGCAUCGCCUGUCGCAGCUGUGUGCGAUGCAAGGAGGGCCGCUACAACCUGUGCCCCGACAUGCGGUUCGCGGCCACCCCGCCGUACGACGGCACGCUAGCGAAGUACUAUGUCCUGCCGCAGGAUUUCUGCUAUAAGUUGCCGGAGACCGUGUCGUUGGAGGAGGGUGCGCUGAUCGAGCCGGCGGCGGUGGCGGUGCACGUGUGCAAGCAGGUGGACGUGCGGCCGGGGAGCACGAUGGUGGUGUUCGGGGCGGGGCCGGUGGGGUUGCUGUGCUGCGCGGUGGCGAAGGCGUUCGGGGCUACAAGGGUGGUGAGCGUGGAUAUCAAUGAGGAGCGGUUGGAGUUCGCGAAGAAGUAUGCGGCGACGGAGGGGUUUAUGUCGAAGAGGGGGGAGAGCGCGGAGGAGGCGGGGAGGCGGUUAGUGGAGGAGGGCGACUUUGGUGCCGGAGUGGAUAAGGCGAUUGAUGCGUCGGGGGCGGAGUACUGCAUUCAAAUGGCGAUGCAUGCGUUGCGGCCGGGUGGGUCGUUUUGCCAGGCAGGGAUGGGGAAGCCGGAGAUCACAUUCCCGAUCACAACAAUGUGCGUGAAGGAGCUGAAUAUUAAGGGGUCGUUCCGGUAUGCGGAAGAUGAUUAUCGGUUGGCUAUACAGCUGGUCGCCUCGGAUCGACUGGAUGUGAAGCCACUGAUCUCGAAGAAGGUCUCGUUCAAGGAAGCAGAGGAUGCUUUCAAGGACGUAAAUGCGGCUAAGGGGAUCAAGAUUCUAAUUGCUGGCCCGGAGGAAUGAGCGACAUGAGGAGCGAGAGCACAUAUUGGAUACGGAUAAAUCGGCACUCGUGCCUAGGGGAUACAGACUCUAGGUCUUGAUGCGCAACGGGUGUUCUGGAACAGAUACAUAUUACGGUAAUGGGAUAACCUCUAUAGACUUGGGUUUUGAUGGCGGCUGGAAGACUAAAGCUGAGCUUAUGUACAAGUUCCGAAUUAGAACUAUAUAAGCCUACCGCAAGGCUUAAUGCAAGUAAUUCGGACAGCUGAUCCCCAGCCUCUAUCCUCUCGCAUCUAAAUACCCCUGAUCGUUGAUCACGAUUUAGCCUUGCACAUCGUAGC